Messenger RNA from Zingiber officinale, 1733 nucleotides. Its product is annotated as BSD domain-containing protein 1-like. The transcript has a single exon. The record is from RefSeq and is a predicted model, not a curated record. Gene Ontology annotation, cellular component: cytoplasm. The coding region runs from base 119 to 1540 and encodes 473 amino acids. Lineage: Eukaryota; Viridiplantae; Streptophyta; Magnoliopsida; Zingiberales; Zingiberaceae.
AAGAUAACAGCUCUCUUUACGGGACGAACCGACGGACCUUCGCGGUAUUCAUCCCGGGGUGAGUCGUUCCUCUCGACUCGUGCCCUAACCCUAACGCGAAGAGUUCCCUGCCUCCGGCAUGGAUUUCUUCAGAUCGGUCUUCUCUGCGGAUGCCGACCUAUCGACCUCGCAAACCUCUCCUCGUGUCGAUCGCGAUGGCGACUACAACGCGCGAGGAGGUGAGGAUGCCUUUGGCGGCGAAAGCCGUAGUCAUAAUUCUCCGGAAAAUGAUGUCGAUGACAGAGGCGACUCUGGAGGGUGGAUCUUCGGAGGACUAAUCGAGACAUUUGCAUCAAAGUCUGAGUCCAUCAUCCAGACAUACCGCCGCGACCUGGCCGAAUUCAGCUCCGGCCUUAAGGAGGAGACUUCGGUGUUCCGGGAGAUUGCUGCGCGUGCUGUCCGUGAUCUUCCUGGGUCACUUGGGGCUGGUGCCUCGUUGGCCCAGGAGUCCCUAGAGUCUGUCGGGGAGGCCAUCGACGAUUUGGGCGGUUCAGUGUGGCGAGGGACUGCUGGCAUCAUUUCCCAGAGCAGGGAAGCGAUCCUAUCUCUGGAGUCUGGGGCUGAUUCAGGAGAUGAAUCGUCCAGUGAACCAAGGCUGCCGGCCAGUUCCGCUGUCUCUUCUAGGAUUUACAGUCGGUACGAGAUGCUGUUGCUUGCGAUGCAGUCAGAUGUGAGCACCUUCACCGAAGACCCAGAGGACACUGAUAACUUCAGCAAGUGGAGAUCGGAAUUUGAUUUGGCAUCGAAAGCAGAGGAGAUGGAAAAUCUUUGCAAUGAGAAUGACACUUUGGAUGGGUUCCUAAACAAGCUGGUGCCUAGUAUUGUGGAUUACAAUACAUUCUGGUGCCAUUACUUUUAUAAGGCGCAUAAGCUGAAGCAGGCUGAAGAUGCAAGAGCAAAGCUUGUGAAGAGGGUGAUUUCGAGAGAGGCCGAGGAGGAUUUGAGCUGGGAUGUUGAUGAUGAGGACGAGGAGAAGAUGGAUGAAAAACUCAGAAAGGAGGAAAAUCCAGACCAAACUGGUGAUGUUAAUGUGUCUGGAAAACCAGAAGAGGAGAAAGAUAGUGAUGUGCAGUUAAUAGUGGAUACUUCAACAGAGAAAAAAUCUUCAGUUAUAUCUGAAGAUAGGGCUUUGAAGGGAUCGGAUGUGAAGGUUAAUGAGAAAGAGAUAUCAACAUCUAACAAUGCUGAAGAAAGUAAAUUGAUAGUUGAUUCUUUGACCUCCAAGUUGGAUGAAACUGUGCUGACUGAAGGAAAGACAGAUUCUGCAGAGUCAUCCAAGGACAGUGAAUUUUCAAUUAUUUCAAGUCAGAAUUCUAUACCAGAGGAAGAUGAUCUUGGGUGGGAUGAGAUUGAGGAUCUACCAGAGGAUGAAGAGAAGAAACCCGGUGGCUCCAAUGUGACUCUUCUCAAGGUGAAUCUACACAAGAGGCUUAGUGCUGCUGAGGAGGAUGAGGAUCUGAGUUGGGAUAUUAAGGACGAUGAUGAACCCAUCAAGCCUUGAUUUGUGGAUAUAGAUAUGCCUACUUUGAUUGUUUUGCAUCCGUCUUAUCCAAUAAAAUUCUUUCAUGCUGUGAAUAAUUGCAUAUAUGCUUGCUACUUAAUUUGCAAACUAAGUUGGUGUUUCCUCAUUGAACAUGGAAUAUAUGUACUAUAUCUUUAAUUGGAAUGUUAAUGUUUGCUAAUUUUUAUAGAAA